Messenger RNA from Drosophila subobscura, 1240 nucleotides. Its product is annotated as transcription factor Ouib. Gene Ontology annotation, molecular function: zinc ion binding; RNA polymerase II cis-regulatory region sequence-specific DNA binding; DNA-binding transcription factor activity. The record is from RefSeq and is a predicted model, not a curated record. The coding region runs from base 87 to 1208 and encodes 373 amino acids. Gene Ontology annotation, biological process: regulation of transcription by RNA polymerase II. The transcript has 6 exons. Lineage: Eukaryota; Metazoa; Arthropoda; Insecta; Diptera; Drosophilidae. Gene Ontology annotation, cellular component: nucleus.
AUAUGUAGGGAAAGCAGUGAAAAAGUGUAGGACUAGACGCUUGUUUAUUUUAUUUUAUUGCAAAACAGUCUUGGAAGUCUUUAAAUAUGCCCGAGUACACGCUUUGUAGGAUCUGUUUAACAGAAGAUCUUAGUUUAGACGGCAUGACGCCCCUAUUCGACGAUCAGAACGUGGAGUGUCCAGAGCUGGUGAAGAAAAUUGAAGAAGUCGGCAGCAUCAAGCUAGCCCCACUUCAGGACAUGGUGAGCAUGCUGUGCUUUAACUGCGUGGACACCCUCUCGAUUGCACACAAAUUCCGGGAACUGUGCCAGGCGAGCGAGCGAGCCUUUUCCGAUAAUAUUGUCAAGGCGGAGAUGAAGUGCGAACCCACUGAGGAUCCCUCCAGCUUAGAGGAGCAUAACAUUGAGUAUAUUUACGAGGCUGCCAGCGAAUUCAUUGAUGCCGAUGGCGAUAUUGAACUAGACACUAUGCUGGAAGAGCGUUUGGAGGAUGGAAUUACAGAAGCUGACGCGGCAUUCGGCGACAUAGGUGUGGUGGAGGAGAUAGAUGAAAAUGACCUGCUGAUAGAAAACGGCAGCGAUAGUGACUACGAGCCAAGUGAACGUUACCGCAAGCCAAAGAUCCGCAAAACGCGGCUCGCCAAACGCGGUCGUGGCAGACCACGGAACUCCACUCUGGAGAAUGGUCAGGAAAAGGCGCCUGGCAUGUGCAGGUCCAGUGAAGAGCCCACUAAUAUCAUGUGCGAAAUUUGUGGCAACAUCUACUCCAAGAGAGCAGCACUCAACAUUCACAUGCGCCGUCAUCUGGCUGAGAAGCCGUUCGAAUGCGAGAUUUGCGGUAAAACGUUUGCGGGUCCCUCGGAGCUUAAUCGCCAUAUACGAGUACACACUGGCGAGAAACCGUUCACGUGUAAAUACUGCUCCCGCUCGUUUGCGGAUCGAAGCUCCAACAUACGGCAUGAAAGAACUCAUACAAACGAACGGCCCUUUGCCUGCUCAACUUGUGGCAAGUCCUUUUCUUACUCUAACGUCCUGAAGAAUCACAUGUUAACUCACACGGGGGAGAAGCCCUUUUUGUGUCUGCCCUGCAACAAAACCUUUUCUCGUAAACACCAGCUGGAGCAGCACAUCGGCACGAUGACCCACCAGCAAACCAUGAGAGCGCACCAGACAAACGAGACCUUACGGGGUGCUUCGGAAUUAUACUAGUUUGUUAAAGAUUUAAUUAAAUGAACAUAUGA